ACAUUGCAGUGGCGCCCGAGCAGGGACAGGGUGAAAGGUAAUGGGGGAAUGGGUUCGGUUGGCGUCCUUUGGCUUAGCUGCUUGGCUCGAUGGCUAGAAAAUUCAGUCACACCACGGCCAGCGCGCAGUUAGCUACAGAGAAAGGAAAGCAGGAGCCACAGGACACAGAGCUCCUUCGUCUGCAACUGACCACGAGAGCUGAGCAAAGAGGAGCCUAUAUAUUCCUUUUUUUUUGCUGUUUGUACAAUAGAAUCGACAUAAAUACAGUGAUUGUCCAGUGAAUAUUUUAUAUUAGUGGGUGCUACGCCAUGUCAACAGAAUGCAACGCCCUGAUAGUAGAACUACCUUUAAUUAACUGAGGAAACAACAAACAAUAACUAGUGAACUAAGCAAACACCAUCCAGGAUGUCGGACCAGCAGAAAGCCUCCCUGUGUCCCCGGCUGGUGGACUACAUGGCCAUCGUGGGUGCCCACACGACGCCUCCGAUGCCGAAAGGACUGCAGGGCCUCAAGGCCCCGCCGGUGCAGGUCCCCGAUCUGCUGCGUCGCUACCCCCCAUCCGACCAUGCGGACUUCCCACUGCCCCUGGACAUGGUGUACUUUUGCCAGCCGGAGGGCUGCACCAGCGUGGGACCGCGACGCACUGGCUCCGCCAUUCGGGACAUGACCUCCUUCGUUUUCGCCCUGACCGACAAGGAUUCGGGCAAGACGCGGUACGGGAUAUGCGUGAACUUCUACCGACCCAUCGAGCGGCCCAGUUCGGUGGCGGGUUCGGGGGCAGUUGGACAGGAUCGGCCGGGAAACGGAGGCCAUGCGGGCGGCGGAGGAGCAGGUGGAGCCGGCGGCGGUGGCGGACGAGGCGGCCGGAGAUCGUCGGCCUUCAGGCGGGAAUCCUGGCGCAAGAGCAUGGAACGCAGCUCGGAUUCGGCAUUUAGCAGCGACUACAGAAGUAACGUAGCGCCUAGCGAUUCGGACCGUGAACUGACCUCGCGUCGCGAUUCGGACCAGCAGCGCCUCCACUCGCACUCGCAUUCGCACCACUCCCAAUCGCAGCACCACCAGUCGCAGCACCACCAGUCGCACCCGUCGGCGGGUCCGGCGGUGCCCAAGCUGGGACUGAUGGCCCCCUCGGCGGACUCGGAGUCCGGCGGCAGCCACUCGCCGUCGCCGCGGGCCUCGCGAAAGCGGACGAAGCUGCGCAACCAGUCGCUCACCUCGCUGUGCAUCAUCUCGCACCACCCGUUCUUCACCACCUUCCGCGAGUGCCUCUUCAUCCUGAAGAAGCUGAUCGAUGCCUGCAACGAGUCGUCGUCGCCGAAGCGAGUGGGCGCCUCCCAGAAAAUGAACCGCGACAAUGUGUGGACGGUGCUGACGGGCCAUGUCAGCGACGCGACACCCUCGAUCGUCCUGCACGAUGUGCGCGAAAUCGAGACCUGGAUCCUGCGACUGCUCUCCACGCCGGUUCCGGUGCCGGGAUCCACACGAGUCGAGGUGGAGGUGCUGUCGCCGACGGUGCAUGAGCCGCUGCUGUUCGCCCUGCCCGACCACACUCGCUUCUCGCUGGUGGACUUCCCGCUCCACCUGCCACUGGAGCUGCUCGGCGUGGAGACCUGCCUGAAGGUGUGGACCCUGAUCAUGCAGGAGAACAAGGUGCUCUUCCAGUCACGCGACUACAACGCCCUCUCCAUGUCGGUCAUGGCAUUCGUCACUAUGCUAUAUCCGCUGGAGUACAUGUUCCCUGUCAUUCCGCUCCUGCCCACCUGCCUGAGUUGUGCGGAGCAGCUGCUACUGGCGCCCACGCCCUUCGUCAUCGGGGUGCCCGCCUCGUUCCUGGUCUACAAAAAGAAUUUCAGGCUACCGGAUGACAUUUGGGUGGUCGACUUGGACUCCACCAAACUGACGCCACCGACUGGUGGCUACGAGGAAAUACCACCGCUACCUGAGCCCGAGGGCACCAUUCUGAAGAACCACCUCAAGCAGGCUAUGCUAUUGAUGGAUGAAGCUGGACUUGGUGCACUUACCUCGAUGACGUCCACCAACACGGCGGUGUCCUCGCAACAGCUUUUGCCAUCGGUACGGGAUAGUCUCCAGGAACCACCAUUGCUGGGUGUUUCCCAGGUGCGACUUCCGCUUCAGACGCCACCCCAUUCGGCGCAGGCCAGUCAAAGGAACUCGAUGUCGGCCCAAGGAACGAUUAGUUCCCGUCAGCCCAGUCCGAUGAACUCGCCCGCGCUCAAUCCAUUCGUUUACGGCACGGAUGUCGAUUCCGUGGACGUGGCGACGCGAGUGGCGAUGGUCCGGUUUUUCAAUGCCCAAAAUACACUGGCCAAUUUCGCCGAGCACACGCGUACAUUGCGCCUGUAUCCGCGACCCGUGGUCGCAUUUCAGAUAAACAGUUUCCUACGCUCCCGGCCGAGGGCCUCGCAGUUCCUGAAUCAAUUCGCCCGGACGCAGGCGGUGGAGUUUCUGGCCGAGUGGUCGCUAACGCCCACGAAUGUGGCCUUUCUGCGGGUUCAAACCGGGGUCAUGGACCCCAUGCAGGUGGGCGAUAAGCCCAAGUGGUUCGCCCACUCCCUGACCCCCAUUCGAUUCUCGGUCUGGGACGAUGGCAGCUCGCUGAACGGAGCUCUGCGAUCGCUGAAGCAGCUCGAGUGCCAGCCGACGGACGAGAGUGGCUCGGAUUCCGAGGGAGCGGACAGCAGCAGCUCGUCGUACAGUUCGCUCAGUGACUUCGUCUCGGAAAUGGCCUCCUCGGAUCUGUCGCCCAGCCUGCACGAUGUCUUCGGCUCGUACAAUCGACCGCAUGUCGUCCCGCAGACCCUGUCCUCCAAUUUGGAUCCCGCACUGGUUUACCAUCCGCCCAGCAAGCUGCAGUACCCGGAGGGCAUUGCCGAUGCGGCGGCCAGCAAGGAGGAGGAGGACGAGGAGCGAGCCGAUAGCCCCGUUUCCUCAUCCUCCAGUCGCUCCGAUCUGAGUUCGCCCAGCUUUAAUCGCGAUUCGGAAUUUGAUUUCCAGCCAAAGGGAUCAGCAACUGGUGGUGGCGGAGGAGCAACUGCACCCAGUUUCGAGUUGGCCACACCGCUGGCCAUGCGGCUGGAGGCCACCAUCAAGAUGGCCAGCAUCGAGCAGGAAUCGGACACGGGAUCCACGGUCACCGGCAAGAGCAUAGCCACCGGUUCCAAGCUCCAGAGACAUCCCAGUGAUUCCGAGCGGCCCGAGAAGAAGAUACCGCCACCGCUAACGCCACCGGUGAAGCAGCCGGGUGUGAGCAAUAUUCUCGCCCGGACCGGCAGUUCCGGCUCCAGUUCGAGCAGUCCCGGUCGCCAGAGUUCCCAGAGCUCCCUCUUCGAGAACUUUGCCUCCCAUGCCAAGGAGUUGGUGCGGGAGACGACGCGGCAGAGCAGCCAGGAGGGUCUACUGGCCCACGUGGACAAGCAUGCGCUGGACGAAGAUCUUGACGACAAAAUGCGUCAUACCUUCGAAAAGUUCACGCUGCACGCCAAAAAGGCGGCCGGAGAGGCUUCGAAGCAGGCUCUGGAGGUCUCCAAGCAGGCGGCUGGGGUGAGCAAGAACACGCUCGAGGAUCUCACCUAUGUGGGCAAGUCGACGCUGGGCGAUCUCACCAAGACGGCCAAGGAGGCGGCCACCAAGAAGGGCAUCAUCAAGAUCGAGGAGCAUUCGAUGGCGGUGGCCAAUGCUCCGCCGCCCAAGUCACCCGGCUCCCAACUGGCCACCCACAAGCAGGUGCAGCAAAGUGGCGGUUCGGGCGGUGGCAACAACUUCUUCUCCUCGAUUGGCACCGAUUUCAAUGGUCUAGCCUCAUCCACAUCCACCAUGUUUUCGGGCAUGUUUGGCAAAAAGAACCAACAGAAGCAGGUUCCCAUGCCACAUAAGCCGGCUAGCGUUUCCGCGGGAAAGGGCAAGACGGGCAUUAACUUCGAUCCAUUUCCCGGACGCAAAGGACUCGUGGAGCGGACACCGUUGAUUAAGCACUCGGGACCGAGGCAAACGCAAGAGGAGCUGACCCGCCAGCAAAACCAGGAGCGUUCGCAUAGUAAUGCCGAGAACCAGACCUUCCUCAAGGACGUCACCAACCAGGUGCUCGCUGGCGAGGGAGUCGGUUGGCUGAAGCUCAAUCGGUUCAAGAAGCUCAUGGAGGACGAGUCCUAUCGCACGCUGGUCCUCAGCAAGCUGAACAAGACGUUGGACAAGAAGAUAGCUCCAGAUGAUCACAUUGACGAUGUGUGCGUGACGAAACCCGUUUGGAAGGGCAUGCUCAAGUGCGUCCAGGCGAUAGCCGGCGGAUUGGACGUGACCUUCUCGAACUUCGGCCUAGGCGGCAUGGCCUCUGUGUUCCAACUGAUGGAGGUGGCGCACACGCACUACUGGAGCAAGGAGAUAAACGAGGGCAGCGACAUGUCCUCCAGCCUGCUCUCCAGUCACGCCGCCAGUCCGAUGGGCAGUCGGGAGAACCUGCGAUCGCCCAGCUCACCAAACGGUUCCCAUGGUUCGGCUUUGGGCAGCGAGUGGGCCUCACCGCAGGAGUCACGAAAGAGCUCCACCCAAUUGCCACACGGUGGUGGUCCGGGUGGCUCGCAUUCGGGAGCUCCGGUCAAUCGACGGCUGUCAUCGGCGGACAGCCAGGAUGGCCAGUCAACCACCGAGAUGUUCAAGGACAUGCUGUCGCAGAAGAGAAGUGCCUUGAAGAACAUGCUCACCUCCUUCGACUCGGAUGCCGCUGGCUCCACGGGGGCGCUUUCCGUUGUCAGUCUGGGCGUUCGCUUGCCCUCCAGCUGCAGGUCCACGGUCUCAGACACCGAGUACGAAAAUACAACCACUUCGAAGGAUUCGAAAAAGAGCUCUGGCAAUCUGUGGUCCGGAAAGUCGACGCUUAGUGCCGGAUUUCGUUAUACCGGAGGACACCUGAUCAACACCUCGUCGUCGCCCUCGCCGGACAGUCCGCGGGUCUAUCUCUUCGAGGGGCUGUUGGGCAAGGAUCGCUUGAAUCUCUGGAACCAAAUGCAGUUCUGGGAGGAUGCCUUCCUGGAUGCUGUUAGUCAGGAGCGCGAUAUGAUCGGCAUGGAUCAGGGUCCCAUUGAGAUGAUGGAGCGCUACAAAUCGCUGAGCGAAUCGGAGCGAAAGCGGCUUGAGCACGAUGAGGAUCGCUUGCUAUCUACGAUGCUCUACAACCUGACGGCCAUCCUGGUGAUGCUGAAUGUCACCAAGGACGAGAUCCGACGCAAGAUUCGUCGCCUUCUGGGCAAGAGUCACAUUGGCUUGGUGUACUCCCAGGAGGUGCACAAUGUGGUCGAUCAGAUCAAUAAUCUGAAUGGCAAUGAUAUUGACCUAAAGCCCCUGGGCUCACGACUGCUACAUCGCCAGAGCUUCACCGUCCACCAGGGCACCGAUGUGAAUGGACCCCUGCGAUUCAUGGAGGUGCGGGACGAUGGACUGGUGCUGCGAUCGGUGGACGGCACCAUUGUGGAGCGCUGGUGGUACGAGCGGCUGGUCAACAUGACCUAUUCGCCCAAGACCAAGCUGCUCUGCCUGUGGCGCCGCAAUGGUGGUCAGACGCAAUUGCACAAGUACUACACGAGAAAGUGCAAGGAGCUGUACAACUGCAUCAAGGAGGCCAUGGAGCGCGGCGGUACGCCCACCAAUGUGCCCGAACUGGGCGGCGAGUUUCCGGUUCAGGACAUGAACACUGGGGAGGGCGGUCUGCUGCAGGUGUGCCUCGAGGGUGUCGGUUUGUUGUUCUCCAACAGCAAGGAUUUCGAGUUCUUCGUGCGAUUGGAUCACAUCCGCAAGUGCUUCACCCAGAAGGGCGGCAUCUUUGUGCUGGAGGAGUACAAUCCCAAGACGCGCAAUCUUAUCCAGCGGAAGUAUCAGUCGAGCAUGUCCGAUCAGAUUUGCUACUCGGUGCUGUGCGUCUUCUCCUACGUGGCCGCCGGCCAGGAUCAGAAGAAGAAUCCGGUGGUCAUCACGCCGCAGAUCCAGGACAUCCAUGCCCAGCAGAAGCAGAAGCACCAGCAGCAGCAGCAGCAUCAAACCGCGCCUCCAGUCUCCACGGCCCCAGCAAAUCCUACCGCAAAUCCCAGUCGCAUGGGUGGCAAAUCUCCGGCUGGCACUAUCUCCAUACGGCACACGGUGCCCAUGCAGAAGCCCACCAUCACCAUGUCCACGGUGCAGCCGCAGGCGAGGAUGCCCACGGUCACGGUUCCGGUUUCGGUACCAGUUCCAGUUCAUGUUCCUUCACCAAAUUCAAAUCCCACUCCCCCAUCCAAUCCCCCUCCCAAUCCCGGCAAGCUGCCGCAAUUGCCGCCACGUGUUCCAUCGCAACCCUCGACGGAGAGCCUGGCCUCCAUCUCAUCGCCGCCGCCCAAGAUCCGCGCACCGAUGACCGCUCCACCGGGACCACCGCCGGCCAUACCGCCGCGCACUGGAGCGAUCGCGCGGAGCGGUUCGGUGCCGGCGGCCCGAUCCUUUGUGCGCCAGGCAUCGGCGAACUCCACGCCGCCGCAGUACACGCCGCAGCCGCCGCCGCCCUUUGUGAUCCCCAAGCGGCACAGUGGCCUGGCCAGGGCCUCCACUUUGGGAGGAUCAGGAGCAGCAGGAGGAGGAGGAGCAGCAGGAGGAUCGCAGUCGCAGCAGCGCGCCAGCCACGGCAGCGUCGCCGCUGUGCUGCAAUCAAUGCCGGAGGCUGAGCCCGGCUAUGGAUCCGGUUCCGCUUCCGCUUCCGGUUCCGGUUCGAUAUCCGGCUCCAGUUCCGGCUCCGGUUCGGCCUCGGGCUCCAUUGCCGGCGCCUCGCCGCAGGCCCAUCGCAAGCACUGACGAAGGAGUUCGUUCUUCAAGUUUGGAGGU
Drosophila takahashii is the source of this 6861-nucleotide messenger RNA. It is a transcript of the gene Rab3-GEF, whose product is annotated as Rab3 GDP-GTP exchange factor. Gene Ontology annotation, molecular function: guanyl-nucleotide exchange factor activity. Gene Ontology annotation, biological process: regulation of Rab protein signal transduction; regulation of apoptotic process. Gene Ontology annotation, cellular component: cytosol. The record is from RefSeq and is a predicted model, not a curated record. Lineage: Eukaryota; Metazoa; Arthropoda; Insecta; Diptera; Drosophilidae.